Molecule: messenger RNA, 2115 nt
Organism: [Candida] anglica
Lineage: Eukaryota; Fungi; Ascomycota; Pichiomycetes; Serinales; Debaryomycetaceae
Source: the annotation of a GenBank genome assembly
AUGUUUAGUGUCGUGUAUGCAAAGGGACUAUCCUCACCCAUUGGGGCUAGCUGUCUAUACACCCUUAAUAAUCUCACUGUAUUCCCAUUUUGCCCUGGAACUGAUCUUAGUUACGCAUGUCGAUGCUCAAAUCAAGAUUUCCUUGGAAGUGUCCUUAUUUGUGUUGACGACCAUUCAUCAGAAGUCCAUGAAGUUACCAAGGCUUACAAGUUCAUUCAGGACUUGUGUCAAGUACAAGCUAGAAUAGACCUCUCCUUCAAAGCACUCACCUAUGUUUUUGAGAAUGCUACCAACAACUACAUUGAGGAGAAUGAUUACAUCACGGGUAAGAUAUCGUCUCCAAUCAGAAUAUCUACAACCACGUAUGAUAUAGCCCAUAGAUCAGUGGUCACCAUUAUCCGUCAUAGGAUGCUAAGUACUCAAUACGGGGCUAUUCUUCUUGGAUAUUGGGGGGUUUGCCUUCUUUUGAGUUGUAUAUACAAUAUUAUGUUGUGGUGCCUGCCCCGAAUAUUGGCAUGGAUGAACUUUACAUGGAUUAGAUGGAUCCGCAGACACAUAAUCACCCCACAUACCAAACAGGUAGACUUUGAAAAAGUAACAGAACAGACUACCAUGCAAAAAAUUCCUCUACUGGUUCGUUUGUUUCAAAUUGGUCCCACCAGAAUUCAAACCAUAGUUCUUUGUGGGUAUUUCGGAUUGAUGAUUAUUCUAGCAGCAGUGGACUAUAGAUUCACAAUGCCUAACCCGAUCCUAAACUUGUUAUGUCUUCAGCGGAAAGUUUUCAUCGCCAUACGUUGCGGUGUGAUGGCCAUUACACAACUCCCAUUGAUUUUCUUGUUCAGCUCAAGGAACAAUCCUUUUAUUAAAUUUACUGGGAUGCCCUAUCGGACAUUCAAUACAUUCCACAAAUGGAUCUCGAGACUUGUAUUUGUCUUGCUUGUUCUUCAUUCGUUUCUAUAUCUCGACUUCAUUAUAAGAAAUGGAGACUACUUUGACCGCUGGGAGUUGAUCAAGUUUAAGUUUGCCAACGCGGCAUUGAUAUCACUUUUCGGACUUGUUUGUGGAUCGGUGUACACCUUACGGGUAAAUUGGUAUGAGGUGUUCAAAGGAUUACACCAGAUACUAGCAGCCAUAUUUCUAGCCGGGAUAUACUACCACUGUUAUACAUUGGGAUGGAUGGAGUACGUUUAUUGUUGUUUAGGAUUAUUGGGGUACGAUUAUUUCAUGAGAGUUUCCAAGAUACUAUUAAGUGGAGGGGUUGUUUAUGGAGAUUGUGUUGUUGUUACCGAGAAGGGUGACAAGGAGGCCACCGACAAGACAGUCGAAGAGGAACCUAGAGACCAUCCACACUCUAUCAAGAUCACCAUCAAGCAUUCAGGGUGGUGGAGACCAUUUCUGGGAUGUUUUAUCUACAUAUACUUUCUCAAGAGAAACAUGUUUUGGGAGUCCCAUCCUUUCACGGUGAUUGAGACAUCACUGACAUCAAACUACAAUCGGUUGGUUGUGAUAAUCCGCGUGAAGAAUGGUGUGACCAAGAGACUUUCCAACUGGAUCAUGGAGCAGCAAGACCGACGUGCUAAGAUCCCCAUGUUGGUGGAGGGCCCCUAUGGGUCAACCAUCGCUUUCAACGGGUACGAUAAUGCAUUAUUUAUUGCAGGUGGGAUUGGGUUCACCAUAGUGUACACACAUACUAUGGAUCUUUCAAGGAUGAUUAUGGCCAGAGAAUCUAGUGACACUGUGGUCCCCACCUCCAAUACCCACCCAAUCCACUUGGUUUGGAUAAUCCCCAGUCCAUCCUUCAUAGUUACCAAUAUCCAAGAGAUCGAAAGUGUUUUAAAAAUGAAGAAUGUGAACUUGAAGAUUUACAUUACAAGGGGAGAUGCAGGUAAUUCGGGACUAGACGAAUUUCUGUUAUCUGAUGAUGUCUUGACCUACAGUCGGCCAGCUGUCAGAAGUCUAAUUGAAGAGUACAUGGAAAGAGAUUCCAGAGGACCCACUGCAAUUGUCUCUUGCGGGCCAGAUAGACUCAACUACGAGGCAAGAAUAUGCACCAGUAAUCUAUUGAAGAGAAACAUUCAGCGAAUUGAUUAUUUCGAGGAAAAACUUUUGUGGUGA